Molecule: messenger RNA, 1804 nt
Organism: Gopherus flavomarginatus (Mexican gopher tortoise)
Lineage: Eukaryota; Metazoa; Chordata; Testudines; Testudinidae
Gene: PRDX6
Product: peroxiredoxin 6
Exons: 5
Coding region: 50-721 (223 amino acids)
Biological process (GO): cellular oxidant detoxification; cell redox homeostasis
Cellular component (GO): cytosol; mitochondrion
Molecular function (GO): peroxiredoxin activity
Source: RefSeq, a predicted model, not a curated record
UGUCGUCACCGUUCCGGCACGUAGCCCGCGAGGAGUCAGGCCGCCAGCCAUGCCGGGACUGCUGCUGGGGGACGAGGCCCCCAACUUCGAGGCGGACACCACGCAGGGCCGCAUCCGCUUCCACGAUUUCCUGGGAGACUCAUGGGGCAUCCUCUUCUCUCAUCCCCGUGACUUCACUCCAGUCUGCACCACUGAGCUGGGUCGAGCAGCAAAGCUGGCCCCUGAGUUCAGAAAGCGAAAUGUUAAAAUGAUAGCCCUCUCUAUUGAUAAAGUCAGUGACCAUCUCGCCUGGAGUAAGGACAUCAAUGCUUACAACGGUGAUGAGCCCACAGAGGAGCUCCCCUUUCCCAUAAUUGCUGAUGCGAAGCGGGAACUUUCAAUCCAGUUGGGCAUGUUGGACCCAGACGAGCAGGACAAGGAGGGCCUGCCGCUGACGGCACGUGUGGUGUUUAUUUUCGGCCCAGAUAAGAAGCUGAAACUGUCAAUCCUCUACCCAGCAACCACUGGCAGAAACUUUGAUGAGAUCCUAAGAGUAGUGGAUUCCCUUCAGCUGACUGCAAAGAGCAAGGUUGCUACCCCAGUGGACUGGAAGCGUGGAGACAGUGUCAUGGUUAUUCCCAGCAUGCCAGAUGAUGAGGCCAGAAAGCUGUUUCCUGAAGGAGUCUUCACCAAGGAACUCCCCUCGGGCAAGAAGUAUCUCCGCUACACUCCGCAGCCUUAGAGCAUGUCACCGCCGCAGAGAUACCAGGCUGCCGAUCAUGGGGUUUUAGCAGAGCCCUUUGCCUUGGGGUGACCUGCAUGGGAUGGGGAGCACGCACAGAGGCUGCUCCAGGGAGUAGCUGUCAGAACAGUUAAACUGACAGCUGCUGUGCCUGGUGUUAGCUUCUCAGGGAACCUUUGGGGGGCUGGCUCAGAGCUGACUAGUGUCAUGGCAGAUGCUAGUUCUGAUAAGCCGUGUGAUCAGCAGCCUUGUAUUGUCUGCUUGAAAGCAGUUGGGCUGCAGCAGUACAAUCUGAAAUUCUUGAUCAUUCAUCCACUUGGUACUCGCCCCACACACCUUUAUAGCUAGAAAACUGAAAUGUCUCCUCCAGUGGGAACUGCUAAACAUGUGGAAGAAGAUGAUGGAUUUGUAAUAGUGCUGAAUGCUUGUUCUCUUGGGUCUCUCCUAUAUAAUAUUGGUGCUGAGGCAGAGUGGAAGAGGCUUCAAAAGGAAGAUCCCAUCCUCCAAUGAGAUACAUCACUCCAAGUAAUGAUUCACAAUGUGACAAAGAUUAUCAAAGUAGCUACAGCUGGGCUUUGCGAAUUGCUGAAUAAGCAGCCAGAAUUGGAUGGGGUGGUAGCUUAUGAAUUGUCCAAGCUGCCAUGUGCCUUUUAGAAUUCAAACUACUCUUAACUAACUUACUUUGACAAAAAGAACAAGAGUACUUGUGGCACCUUAGAGACUAACAAGUUUAUUUCAGCAUGAGCUUUCGUGAGCUACAGCUCACUUCUUCACAUCUGAAGCUGUAGCUCACGAAAGCUCAUGCUGAAAUAAACUUGUUAGUCUCUAAGGUGCCACAAGUACUCUUGUUCUUUUUGCGGAUACAGACUAACACGGCUGCUACACUGAAACCUGUCAUUACUUUAACAAGUUUGUUACCAAAGCUGAUGCUGCAUUAGAGGAGCUGUAGGCUCCUCUGUAGCUGCAUGGCUUUAUUACAGAUCUGUAUUUUUCGGGGAGGGGGUUGCCUAGAUAGUUGCCUGAUAUUUUUGCUUUCUUGGAGGGGGGGGGGGAGUUCAACCAAUAAAGCAGCACUUACCAGAA